AUAUAUCUGACUGGCUAUAUUGUAGUGACUAUGUUAUGCGGCUUUACGUUCACAUUCACUAUGUUUAUUUGUAGAUGAUUGAAGACAAACGGUAAGAAAAUUUAGAGAAUUGAGCAACCAGUGAAGAUUAAGGUGUAACAUUCUACCGUCUAUGGUAUUUCCAUCCCAAAAAAACAUUACAGAAUAAAUCUGGUAGAACUUUUACUUUCAGUAACCACGUAUAACCCAAUGGAAAACACGAACUCUUGUCUUUGUCCAACACCUGAAAAGUAUCAUUUAGUUUUAUAGAAAAGAAUGUAGUUUCUCCUUACAAUUUGUGAAAAGUACACAUACAUACACUCGAAAUUUUCUUUAUGAUGAACAGUAUUGGAUAUAGUACAACUACAUCGUUUUUGUUAAUGUAGAUACAGGAUUUUCCAUUUAAUAUUAGAAAUAAUUUAAAGGUCAAACAAAUGAAGUGCAUAGAAUAAAUGUAUAUCGAGAUAAAAUUCAAUGUUAAAAACCAUCCAUAUUGUAUAUGUACAUAACUGUAUACAAUAAUCUUAGAAGAAUUUAGGCAGAAUAAUAAAAAUGAAAGAAGGAAACAAUAAGAAAAAUUGAUUCACUGACUUACUGAAAAACUUGACAUUUAAUAGUGUUAAAACCUCAUCAAUAUUUUGUUGUCAGUUUAAGAUUAAUUUAUAAGGUUACUAGAUUUUUGUUUCAUGUUAAGACAGGCUUACAGCCAAACUACGUUGAGAUUUUUGGAGUUUUUCGAAGUUUUACUUUUGUUCCAUACCAUUAAUCAAUCCAUUCAAUGUCCUUAUUUAAUGAUAUACAGACUCUGAAAAAUCUUCAUUUAAUCACAAUGAGGUACAAUUUGAAGAUAACUGUCAAAUAUAUAUAAUAUACACUCCGUUGUUGUCAAUGUGAUGUGUUUUCAACUGAAGUUCACCAAAUAACGUUUGCAACAUCCCCAUCAAACUAAGCAACUCUCUAUCUUGAAGCAGAUUUUUGGCUUCAUAUUCUCAAAACUGAUUGACAUGAAGCCAUUAUCCUAGGUCUGUAGUGCUUAGCAGUUAUCAGAGAGACUAUGAUUGGCCCCUUCCUGGUCUAUAUUACUGAUUAUCAAUACUCUCAGAUACUCGUCAUUGGUGAGGUAAAUCCAUCAGGAUUGAAUUAAACAUUUAACGAUUAAACGUGAAAUCAAGGUUAGAUCCUACAGACUGGUAAACUUAUUGAAACACUAAUAAAUUUUUAUAUUUAAAAUCAGUAGUCUAAUGGUGUUUGGAUAUAAUACACAGAACUUUUCAACAAAAUGAAUACCUCGGCUUUCGAAUAAUAAGUAGCUUACACAAAUAAAGCAUCAACGAAAAGAUCAUUAGCACCUAAUCUGUGACAUCGCUUGAUGGAUAAAGCCACUGCAUAAUGACUAACAUCAGGGUCUUGAAAAACUAUGUCAUCUAUAGACAACAAGUAAUCAGGUGGUAAGGAUGAACAUAUACAGUGAAUAAAACUGUAAUUAAAAUUUACAAAGAUUUUACAAGCGAGUAAUGUCAUUGUCAGAGUUGAAAGUUUUCGUAUCUUCAAAACGGAGUAACAUGGAUAGGAUAAUUCAUGAAUGUUUCAAAAUAAUUUUUCUUUGUAAAUUUUAUACGCGUGGAGAUAUUCAUUAAAUGUAACUUCUUUAAAUAACAGCUCUCUUACCCAUAGAUUUUGAUGUUAAAAGUAUCGCAUCACUAUAGGUUUACUUUCGUUGUUAAACGUACCCGGAUUGAUUACAGAUGCUUCUAUAAUUCGGUACACGUCUUGUAGAACUGCUUGUUUUAGAACAUGUAAGACGUCAGCUCUUACCGUCCAUGUCCUUACCGCCUUUUGACAUUUUUACUGUUCAAAAACUCAUAAAAUAUAUUUUGGACGCAACAUUAAAAUCUUAUAUGUAUAAAUCUUUGAAACUGACAAGGAUUAUGCAGAAAGCCAUCAUGUUUCAUUGAAUUAUAUAGUCUGUCUAUAAACCUGUUUAGUUCGUUCCCCACAGUUUCACCUAGAUCUUAGACAUAACUUCAGUGUUUAUUACGUUACUCACCAAUAUAUUUGACUUUUUAUCCUUACACAAAUGUAUUUGGUUCAAAUGGGUCAUUUACAUUUUCUAAUGCACAGAUUUUAAACGACUUAGGAAUUAUAAUAUGUUUAUAAGUUAAUCGUUUGUAAACUAUUUGAUAACCAGACAUUUUUGUACUUUCAGGAGUUAUCCUUACUGAUGAAGACCGCGACACUGAGAAAGCGUUUGAAAAUGGUGUUCAAGCAGCUAAUGAAGUCCUAGGUCAAAGUGGAACUCUAUCAUCUUACCAGUUAGAACCUAUUAUCCAAUUUGUACCUAAAGAUAAUGUUUUUGUAGCCACACAGCAAGCAUGCAAAAUUUUGGAUAGAGGCAUUAUUGCCUUAUAUGGACCAAGCUCAACAUCUUUAUCACAAGCUUUGUUGUCUUUGGCCAAUCGAUUUGGUUUACCAUAUGUUGAAACACACUGGAAUAUGAUACCAAGAAAAACUACUUAUGCCAUACAUUUACAUCCAAGUAUAGAAAGUUACGGAAUAGGUUUAUAUGAAUAUUUAACUCAGGUGGAAAAAUGGAAACGUAUGACACUCAUCUACAAUAAACCUGAAAGUUUGCUCAAAUUUGCCACUUUAGUAAAUAAUUUUGAAGGAAUACUAAAAAUUAAAUCAUGGGAUGAAAAUGCAAGUGGUGCUAGAGCAAUGAUGGCAGAGCUAGGGUCAGGAUUGGAGAAAAAUUUUCUUGUGGACAUUCCCAGUUGGCAAGUAACCAAUUUCUUAGUUAUGGCAUAUGUGCACAAUAUGACCGGCUUUCAGUAUACUUUCGUAUUCACAGAUUGGGAUAUUGCAAUAUUAGAUUUAAGCGCAUUCAAAAUUGAUGUAGGUGCAAGAAUCAAAGCAGUUUCAAUCAUUCCUAAAGUUACUUCAUUGGACAUAAAUAAAACACCUCAACCAGAAAUGUUACCUUAUAAGAAAACUCUUGAAAAUAUUGCUAGUUCAAAAGAUUUUUCCAAUGGAAACCCUACUAUUCAAUUCAGUUUAAUUUACGAUAGCCUUAUACUUCUAGCACAUGGACUUAGUACGGUGACAAGAACAAGACCAUUGUUACCACAGAAAUUAAGCUGUGAACGUCCACCAGGUCUAUGGCCUCUUGGGUUAAGUCUGAUCAAUGCAGUUAAAUCGGUAGCGUCAGAAACUAUUCGGGGUUUAACAAGUCCCUUCCGUUUUGACAAACACGGUUUAAGAACAUUAUUCGAUCUAACUACUCUGGAACUAACCCAGGGUGGAUUUAAACCUACUGGAGUAUGGAACAUAGAUGAAAGAAUGAAAGUUGCAAAGCAACCUGCAAUAACGUUACCAAAACAGUUACCCAAAAUCAAAGGUGUAGUCUUGAAAGUCACAACAAUCCCUGAUGCCCCAUUCAUGAUUCCAAUCAAGUUUGAUGCAUAUGAUAGACCAUUAGGUACACCUGAUGCAUGGAUGGGAUAUUGUAUUGAUCUGUUGAAUCAUAUCGCAUCAGAUGUUGGAUUUAAUUAUACAGUUCAUAUAACACCAGACAGACAAUAUGGAUCAGGUAUAGACGUUGGAAACGGAACCAUUUUCUAUAAUGGCAUAAUGGGAGAACUGAUCAGAGAGGAAGCUGAUAUGGCUGUAGCCGGAUUUACAAUAACAUAUGAACGUGAAAAACUUGUUGAUUUUAGUACACCGUGGAUGACUUUGGGUGGGAGUAUUUUAUUUACAAGACCAAAAAGUCAAAAACCAUCAUUGUUUUCAUUUCUUCAACCACUUUCACCACAAGUAUGGUUAUACGUGGGUUUCACGUAUUUAGCUGUGUGUUUGUGCUUAUUUGUUGCUGCCCGUCUUUCUCCACAUGAAUGGACAGCAACACAUCCUUGUGAAGAAGGUGGCGAUACAAGAAAAAAUCAAUUCACACUAUUAAACAGCUUCUAUUAUAAUGUAUCUGCUUUACUGAAUCAAGGAACUGAACUUGCACCACAUGCUACUUCAACACGAUUGUUAACAGGAGUUUGGUGGUUUUUCGCCUUGAUUAUUAUUGCUACAUACACAGCUAAUUUAGCUGCAUUUUUGACAGUUGAAAAUAUGAAAUCACCCAUUGAAAGCGCCGAAGAUUUAGCUAAUCAAGAAAAAAUUAAAUACGGAACCUUGAAAAGUGGAUCAAGCCGUGAUUUUUUCAGAACCUCAUCUUUACCAACGUUUAAGAAAAUGGGUGAAUUCAUGGACAAAUAUCCAGAUGCUACUGUAUCAACCACUCAAGAGGGGAUUGAACGUGUUCUACAAGGUAAUUAUGCCUUCAUUUUAGAAUCAACCUGGAAUGAAUAUUAUGCUCAGAGAGAUUGUCGUCUAACGCAAGUUGGAACAUUGCUUGAUUCUAAAGGUUAUGGGAUCGGAUUUCCACAAGGUUCACCAUGGAGGGAUCCCGUAUCGAAAUCAAUUUUAAAAUUACAGAAUGCUCAAAUUCUGGCAAAAUUAAAACGUAUUUGGUGGAAUGAAUUUAAUAUCACGGAACCAUGUUCUUUAUUACGUGAAUCAGGUAAAGCUCCAAGUCCAUUGGGUGUAGAACAAGUUGGUGGUGUAUUUAUUGUCUUACUGAUUGGAUUUUUUAUGGGAUUCGCCGUAUCGAUUAUUGAAUUUUUAGUUGCAACAAGAGAUCAGCAAAAGACAGCUGUUUGGCGUGGAAUGUGGAAGGAGUUGAAAUUCGCUACACGAUGUUUAACGACAUCACGUCGAUUAAGAUCAGACAUUCCUAAAUUAUCUAGAUCCCGUUCAAGUAAUCGACUUAUAUCAUCUGUACCAAAUAAUUUAAGUGCAAUAAAUAAUUCGCCAAAUUCAUUCGGUUUCAGCGAAAAUCAUAAUAACAAUAUAAAGCUAAAUAAUAAUACUAAUGUCAGUAAGAAUAUUCAUAUGAGUGGAAUCAAUUCAAAAAUUGAACAAGAUACAUCUAGAGACCAAUUGUUAAUUUCCGAAUCCAGACCUUUUACUUAUGAACAGCAGAAUCAGCAAAAUCAAGAAGGAACUUAUCGAACAGAUCAGAAAAGUGCAAGUCUACAAUGUCCUAGUUCAUUCGAUCAAAGUGAUAUAUCUGCAGGAAUAUCAAGUGAUCCACAGCCUCAAACCUACAACGCGCGUCAACAACAACACCAUCUUGCAUAUAACAUCCAGUCACAUCAACAAUUACAGCAACAUCACCCAUAUAUACAUAAUGAAACUGAUAUUAAGCGUUUUACGAUGCCACAAACUGUAGUUCGAUCAAAUUUCAACGUUGGAAUGACUAAUAUGAAUGGAGAUUCCGAACUAUGGCAAAUAAACCAACAGAAAUAAUUUCAAUUUGAAAAAAAAUUACUUGACGCGCGACUUUUAAAAAUGUUUUCAACACUGUUUAGUUUAUGCCUUAAUUUAUUGGAAAUCUGAAUCACUCUAAGGCUUGAAAGUAUCUACGUUACGUUUAAGAAAGCAAAAAGUUUUAAUUGGAAAAUCCCUUUCAGUUUCAUAUAAAAUGUUAGUAAUAAUUUUAUUCAACUUAUGUAACCUCUUUUUGUAAUGUUGGAUUUUGAAAAAAUAGUUGAAUUGAUUUGUUCAGUUCAGAACUACGAAUUAUAUAAAGUGAAUAUAAACAAAUAAAGUAUAAUAUG
Messenger RNA from Schistosoma curassoni, 5681 nucleotides. The record is from the annotation of a GenBank genome assembly. NCBI's taxonomy places the organism in Eukaryota, Metazoa, Platyhelminthes, Trematoda, Strigeidida, Schistosomatidae.